This is a messenger RNA of Cokeromyces recurvatus, 934 nucleotides long. Its product is annotated as CTLH/CRA C-terminal to lish motif domain-containing protein. The coding region runs from base 257 to 925 and encodes 222 amino acids. Lineage: Eukaryota; Fungi; Mucoromycota; Mucoromycetes; Mucorales; Mucoraceae. The transcript has 7 exons. The record is from RefSeq and is a predicted model, not a curated record. Gene Ontology annotation, molecular function: protein binding.
UGGAAAAAGAGAAAUAAAGGAGAAAAAAAAGGCUUACAAUUUAUUUGGAAUAGUAUAAAAUGCGGGGUUCAUAAAAAAAAAUGGAUUUUCUUAUUCAGUAAUACGUAUCCAUAACAACAACAUUUUAUUAUUGUUAUAUCAUAUUUGAUUUGAAGAGUAUAAUUUUGAUUGAGUCUAUUUUAUUUAUUUCAAUCUUUUACUUGCUACAUUAUCUGCAUAUAAUUUUUUUCAUCACGAUGAAAUCCAUUUAAGGCAAAUGUCUGAUGGUUUAGUCAUGGAAUACCUGUUUCAUGAACAAUAUCGAAAUACAGCAAAUGCCUUUCUGAAAAGUAUUAGCAAAUUUGAACAUAAAUAUGUAAAGACGGAUUAUCAUGAAGGGCCUAUUUAUUGGAAUUGGGUGGAACAAAGACAACAUGUAAGCAAUGCUAUUAAACAGGGCAAUAUUGAAAUGGCCUUACACAUAAUUAGAAAUCAUUUUCCAUUGUUAGCUAUGCAUGAAUCCAUUUCACCUAGUCAUCCAUCAUUUAUUCCCCACUUGCGAAGUGUUUUAUUUCAGCUAAAAUGCCAACAUUUUAUAGAGAUCAUUAGAUGUGUAACACCUUCUUCUUUUGCAGAAGCUCUUAGUUACGCACAAGCACAUUUAAGGCCAGCAUCAGAUGAAGACAGAAUAUAUUUGGACCAAGUAACACCUUUAAUAGCCUAUGAAGAUCCUUAUCAAUCUCCAUCUAGUCACUUAUUAACUCAAGAUGCUCGUGAUCAAUUGGCUAUUUAUGUUAAUCAUGUUUUAAUGGUUUUACGCAACAUGCCCUUAACUUCAGGUGUUGAGAGAAUUUUAAUGCAAAUUGAUGUUGUUAAAGAUCAACUUAGAAUGGAAGCUACUAAUGACAUGUUAUCAUUUUCAGAAGAAUAUGAAUUAAGCGAAUGAACAAUUAAA